This is a messenger RNA of Zymoseptoria tritici IPO323, 489 nucleotides long. RefSeq names its product ribose 5-phosphate isomerase B (gene RKIB). The coding region runs from base 1 to 489 and encodes 162 amino acids. The record is from RefSeq and is a predicted model, not a curated record. Lineage: Eukaryota; Fungi; Ascomycota; Dothideomycetes; Mycosphaerellales; Mycosphaerellaceae. The transcript has a single exon. Gene Ontology annotation, cellular component: intracellular anatomical structure. Gene Ontology annotation, biological process: carbohydrate metabolic process. Gene Ontology annotation, molecular function: isomerase activity.
AUGGCCUCCACCUCCGGCCUCGUAAUCGCCAUGGGCGCCGACGAAGCCGGCUGCGGCUACAAGAACAAAAUCAAAGCCGACCUCGAAGCCGACCCACGCGUCGCCGAAGUGAUCGACGUCGGCGUCAACGAAUCCUCCGAUAAAACCGCCUACCCUCACCCCGCCGUUGAUGCCGCGAAGCUCAUUGCGGCAGGGAAAGCUGAUCGCGGUCUCUUAAUUUGUGGUACGGGGUUGGGGGUUGCUAUCAGUGCGAAUAAAGUACCUGGAAUCAGGGCGGUGACGGCACACGAUAGCUUCAGUGUGGAGAGGGCGAUCUUGAGCAAUGAUGCGCAGGUGUUGUGUAUGGGCGAGAGAGUCAUUGGGAUUGAAUUGGCAAGACGGCUGGUGAAGGAGUGGAUUGGGUACAAGUUUGAUACGAGUUCGGCGAGUGCGCAGAAGGUGGAGGCGAUCAUGGAGCAUGAGAGGACGAAUUUUGGGUUGAGCAAGUGA